ACUCUUUUCCUCUCCCCCUCGGAGAGGAGCUCUGGCCUGUCAUUCUCAAAUCCACACAGGUGAGGGUGCUGCUAAAGGAAUGUGCAGAGAGCGAGUGAGCAAAGGACAGAAAGAACGGUGGAGCGAUCUUGUGGACUAUCAAAGCCAGCGGAAGAAAGCAACGGUGUUGCCUGUGACCCACCUGAACAGCUUGAGCAAAAGAGGAGGGACCAGACACACAUUCACUCUUAAACACAAGUCGUCUCUGGGGGGGAAUAUUCAGUCGAUUGUGCACUGCCCCAAGUGGGGUAGGAAGGGAACUUUUUCCUGCAAGCACAAAUAGUUUCCCUGUUGUUUGGAUUUGUGAAGAAACAGGUGGAAAGCAGGUUAUUUUCCCUCUUCGGUUAAUCAUUGGAAACAAGAGAGAGAAUUAAGGGUUUUCUUUUAGAGAACUUUGCUGUUUGUUGUUGGGCUCUGGGACUUGGAUUGGGAAACAACAAACUAAGAGACUGAAAUGGGAGGAUGGGCGCUGCAUCUCGCUGUGGGGAUCUACGUUCUCAUGCUCGCUGUGACAGCCAGCCAUGCUAAUGAGGUGAACCGCUGUACUGCUGCCGGGGCAAAAACCUGCUCAGAAUGUAUCCAGAUCGGACCAGGAUGUGCUUACUGCCCUGAUGAGAUAUUCGAGUAUGAACGUUGUGACCUGAAGGAAAACUUGGAGGCCCGUAAAUGUAGUAGACAUAUGGUAACAAUUGAGAGCAGCAGUAAAACCUUAAAGAAUGCGACUAUUAAUAAGUCACUAACGUACUCUCAGGUGGCCCCUCAGCAAAUGAGCAUGACGCUUCUCCCCGGGGAGGAGAGGGAGGUGGAGAUGGAGGUGUUUGAACCAGCCCAUGGCCCUCUGGACCUCUACAUCCUCAUGGACUUCUCACAUUCUAUGUCUGAUGAUCUGGACAAAUUGAAGAGUAUGGGAAACCAGCUGGCUGAGCUUGUUGGAAAAAUCUCUGACGAUUACACAAUCGGAUUUGGCAAGUUUGUGGACAAAGUCACCGAGCCUCAGACUGACAUGAGACCAGCUAAAUUAAAAGUGCCGUGGGCCAAAGCUGACCCUCCGUUUUCAUUCCGUAAUGUCAUCACUCUCACAAAAAACAUAGACACCUUUAAACAGAAGCUUGAGCAAGAGUGCAUAUCUGGCAACCUGGAUGCCCCCGAGGGGGGGUUUGAUGCCAUCUUACAGGUUGCUGUCUGCCAGGAACAAAUUGGCUGGAGGGAUGACAGCACUCACUUGCUUGUCUUCUCCACUGAAUCAGCCUUCCAUUAUGAGGCAGACGGUGCCAAUGUGCUCGCGGGCAUCUUGGAUCGUAACGAUGAGCAAUGCCAUCUGACUUCAGAUGGAAAUUACACACAUGAUACUCGUCAAGACUACCCAUCCAUACCCACCAUAGUGCGACUCCUGAUGAAACAUAACAUCAUCCCAAUCUUCGCCAUUACUAACCACUCCUAUUCAUACUACGAGAAACUCCAAGAAUACUUCCCUAUUGCUGAGCUAGGACUGUUACAAGAAGAUUCCUCCAACAUCUUGAACAUUUUAAAAAAUGCUUUUGAAAAUAUUCGUUCCAAGAUCAGUAUCCGUGCAGAGGACAGACCAAAGGCAGUGAAAGUCAACAUACACUCUCAGUCUGGCACUUUUUCUGAAUCUGGCAAAUAUAAAAUCACACCAGGUGAAAUUGGUAAAUUUACAGUCAGUCUGAAGGCUCUUACUCAUGUGGGAGAGCAGCAUGUUUGUAAAGCCAACCAGGCUGACCGGGCUGGAGCCUUAAGAGUCAAACCAACCACAUUUAGCUCCGCCCUCAGAAUCAAGACCGAAGUGCUCUGUCAUACAUGUGACUGCGAAAAGACUCCGGUUAAAAAUGCAGCGCGCUGUAACGGCCAAGGAGAUCUUGUCUGUGGGAAAUGCCAGUGUUCUGAUGGAUGGCAAGGCCCUUUCUGUAACUGUUCAGAGGUCUCCACGGACUCAGACAAGUGCAUCGAACCUGGGAAGAACGAGUCUUGCUCGGGCAGAGGAGACUGCAUGUGUGGGACCUGUAUGUGCUAUAACCCAUUCCAGUUUGAAGGGCCCUUCUGCCAGUUUGACAAAUCUCAGUGCCAGAGAUUUGGUGGAUUUCUCUGUAAUGAUCGUGGAAGCUGCAGUAUGGGCAGAUGUGUUUGUACACCGGGAUGGACUGGAGAUGCCUGUGAAUGCUUCAGCGGCAAAAAAUUAUGUCUGGACAGCAAAGGGGGCAUCUGUAAUGGCCUUGGUGAGUGCAAAUGUGGUCAUUGUGAGUGUGCAAAAUCUGGAAUCCCACUGAGCCCCACUUGUGAAGCAAACUUCCAGCAACUACUGGGUAUAUGUGAAGGCAAGAGGAGCUGCGUUCAGUGCCAGGCUUGGAACACCGGAGAGAGAAAAGGACGGAAAUGCAAUAAAUGUCCCUUUAAAAUCAUCAUGGUGGAAGAGCUCGAAGACAAUAACAAAGUAAUAGAGACGUGCAGUUUCCGUGAUGAAGAUGAUGACUGCAAUUAUCACUACACUGUGAAUUAUCCAUUAAACAUCACAGACAAAGAACACCACGUCCUAGUAAAGAAAAAGAAAGAUUGUCCACCUGCAGGUUUUCUGUGGUUGAUUCCUCUUAUUAUGUUUCUGAUGCUGUUGCUUGGUUUGCUUUUGCUCUGCUGCUGGAAAUACUUCACCUGUUGCAAGGCGUGUCUUGCUCUUCUCCCAUGCUGUGGCAGAGGUCGUACUGUGGGAUUCACAGAAGACCACUACAUGCUACGUCAGUCUUUGUUGACCAGUGAUCAUUUGGAGACCCCAAUGGUGCGGACCGGCCCACCCAAGAGCACAGACAUUGUGCGUUGGAAAGUGAUGGACAAUGUGCAUCGAGGACCAAACCACCCACAGAACCAAAUCAAACCCAACCCCAAAGAGAUCAUUCAGUACCCUAUCUCUCUUCGUCUGAACCGGCAAUAUUCAGAAACUCUAUCCAAAGAGUCUCGGGACACAAACAAGCUCAGACAAGAAGUUGAGGACAACCUCAAUGAUGUGUUCCUGCAGAUCCCUGGAGCACAGAGAGUGCAAAAGUCUAUGUUCAGGACACAAAUAAAUUCUGGAAAGAGAAAGAACAACACAAUUGUAGACACAGUGUUAACUGCCCCUCGUGCCAGUUACCCAGAUAUAGUGAAACUGACAGAUAAACAGGUUCAGGCUGGAAACUUCCGGGACCUGAAAGUGGUUCCAGGCUACUACACCGUAGCUACUGACAGAGAAGCGGCAGGUGCUGUAGAGUUUCAAGAGGGUGUGGAGUCAGUGGAUGUCCGAGUUCCCCUCUUUUUGAAAGAUGAGGAUGAUGAAAAGAAGGAACUGCUUGUUCAAGCCAUUGACGUUCCAGUUGGACUUGCGAAGAUUGUCAAAGAUCAUAUCAACAUCACUGUGAUUAGGGAACAUGCUAGAAGCAUCUUUACCUUCCUGCAGCCGUCAUACACCUACAGUCGUCAGGAUGGUGUGGCAAACAUCCCGAUCAUUCGUGAGAUCAUAGAGGAUGGAUGGACACAGGUCACAUACUGCACAAAUGACCUCACUGCCAAAGACAGGAAGGACUAUAUCUCAGUUGAAGGAGACUUGAGUUAUGGACCAGGGGAAACAGAGAAGACUGUCCCAGUGAAACUCUUGGAGCUUGGCGAGGGAGAUGGAAUGCUAGAGGACAAACAAGUCAAACAGUUUGUGAUGGAUCUGAGCAACCCACGGCAAAGUGCUAAACUGGGCCGCUACCCACGCACCACUGUCACCAUCGCCGAUAAACCAGGGGAUGGGAAACUGGGUUUCCAGAAAAAUGUGAAUCCGUCACCCACAUCUCCUGGAGGACACCUCUACGCCCCAACCAACAUCAAGGCUGUUACUUCCGGCCCUAAAAACAUCCGCCUGAACUGGAACCCCAGUGCAAAUGCCAGUGGUUACAAGGUGAAGUACUGGAUUUAUGGAGACCCUGAGGCUAAGGCUCAGGUGCUGGAUGUGAAGACUCCUCAAGCCGAGCUGACUAAUCUCUACCCAUACUGCGACUAUGAGAUGCGUGUAUGUGGCUACAAUGCACUCGGAGAGGGCAAUUACAGUGAUAUCAUUCAAUGCCAGACUCUAGAGGAUGUACCUGGUGAACCUGGUCGCUUGGCUUUCAAUGUCAUCAGCCCAACUGUCACUCAGGUCAGCUGGGCAGAGCCAGCAGAGACGAAUGGGGUCAUCACUUCAUAUGAGGUUAUCUACACACCUAUCGACGAGAACAACAAACCUGUAGGACUUUCUAAGAAGGUAAUGAUUGACAACCCCAAAAAGCGUAUGCUGCUCAUCGAGAACCUGCAGCCUUCUCAGACCUACUGCUACAAAGUGCGUGCUCGCAAUAAGGUGGGCUGGGGCCCAUACAGAGACGCCACAAUCAACCUGGGUUCACAACCUACCAGACCCAUGUCAAUUCCCAUCAUUCCUGACAUUCCCAUUGUGGAUGCAGAAGCUGGAGAUGAAUAUGACAGCUAUCUGAUGUACAGUAAUGAAGUACUACGAUCCCCAACGGGUAGCCAGAGACCUAGCGUCACAGAUAUGACUGAUGAUCAGUUUGGAAAUGGAAAGUGGGACCAGAGUUUCCUGUACCUAGGAGGAAGCGGCUCCCUUUCCCGUAAUGUCAGUUCCUCAUCAUCCACAUACAGCCAUUCCACACCCCGUCUCGGUGGAACCAAUAACAGCAGCACCACAAUGUACAUUUCUGGCAAAGGAGGUUCAACGACACACAGAUAUGAUCUUAGGGAUGGUGGACUUCUCAAAGAAGAAGUGAUUCUGAGGAAGCGUUCUGAGAACAGGCAUUACACAGACAGUGAUGGAACCAGAGAUUCUAUCGUCAUGGGAAACCUGUCUGCUGGAUUUCUGGACAACUUGGGGGUCUCUAGCUUCAGCCAGAGUACAACUGCCAGCUACAGCUUGAGCUCCAGAGCUCGUACUCAGUCUGAAGAUAUCAACGAUGCACUGCAGAACCUGGAUGGUGUUCUUCAGGACUCUCGCUUCAACCCGGGUGUCCCUGAGACUCCCAGCAGACUGGUUUUCUCUGCCCUGGGGCCCACGGCCCUGAAAGUGAGCUGGCAGGAGCCCCACUGUGAGACCGAUGUACUGUGGUACUGCAUCCUUUACCAGCUUCUCAGUGGAGAUGAGGUAAAGUGUAUUGAGGUGAACAAUCCUGCUAAGAACUCUGUGGUGGUUCAGGAUCUUCUGCCCAACCAAUCCUACAUCUUUAAAGUGAAGGCCCAGAGUCGAGAGGGCUGGGGUCCUGAGAGAGAGGGAGUCAUCACCAUUGAGUCUGCAGUCGACCCCAAGAGUCCACUGAGCCCAAUGCCAGGAUCUCCAUUCACACUCAGCACUCCCAGCGCUCCGGGACCUUUGAUCUUCACAGCUUUGAGUCCAGACACACUGCAGCUGAGCUGGGAGAAACCCCGCAAACCCUACGGGGACAUCAUGGGCUACGUGGUUACCUGUGAACAGCUGAAUGGUGGAGGAGAUCUUCGCUCCUUCCAGGUGAAUGGCAAUGCUGCAACUUCUUUGACUGUGUCCGAUUUGAAAGAAAACAUGCUGUACAAAUUCAAAGUUCAAGCCCAGACCACACAGGGCUUUGGACCGGAGCGAGAGGGCAUCAUCACCAUCGAAUCCCAAGAUGGGGGCUCCAUGUCACAGUACAACAGUAAUUCAGUCACAAAGAGAGAGGUGUUCAGCCUACCAACACAGAGAGAGGUGUUCAGCCUACCAACAGAGAGAGAGGUGUUCAGCCUACCAACAGAGAUUACUUCACACAACAUGUUCUCAGAACCUUUUGUGCCUUCAGAAGGUAUGAUGAUGAUGUCGGGCGGCACUAUCACGCAGCAGAUGGAGAUGGUGCAGAGAGGAGUGAUGUCCAGCAGCACCGUCACUAAGAAGGUGGAGAGACAGUACUAUUGAGCCUAAUCGAACUACCUUUUGCCUUCAGCUGAAAUUACAUGGCAGAGCAGCAGUAUAAACACAUGCUCAAAUCAAACUAGAAAAAGUUCACAGACCAAUGUGUACAAUAUAUAGUAUGAUGUUUAUGUGAGCAUGAGAACAGCAGAGUUCUUGGAUUCCUCGGAUUGUUGGACCAAAGUCUUGAUAUCUUGUUUAAUGUAAAGACUUAAACCUUUUAGUGUUAUCUUAUUGCUUCCAAACAGGUGUUGGUUUAAACUUUUGGCAUUAAAUCAUGUUUUAUGUAGUGUUCGCGAGGAAUGUUACUGAUGUUUGUGGGAUGGGAUACGGCUCUGUUGCUCAUUUGAGAUUAACUGCAUUCAUUUUGACGAGGUUUGAAGUUAGCAGGUAUCAUAUCAUGAUAUUUAUAUCAUUGACAUUGCUUUCAAGUUUCAAGAUGUAUCAAGUUUUUUGAGCAUGUAGGUUUUCUUAAAUGCAUUUCACAUCAAAUAUUGCUGUGUCUCUUGAUUUAGAGUGUAUACGUCAACUCAUGAGUAUUUUCCCUCCUACUUCAAUUUUUUUAUUUUUUAUUUUUUUUACUUAAGGGUUGCAUAAAAUGUUGCAACAUGAGUGCAUACAUAUGGAUUCGAUUCUUAGGAUUGUAAAUAUGUUACUGAGGUUUGUUUUUUUAUUGCCUGGUUGCAAGAUGUGCUGUUGUAACU
This is a messenger RNA of Carassius auratus (goldfish), 6672 nucleotides long. Its product is annotated as integrin beta-4-like. The transcript has 41 exons. Gene Ontology annotation, molecular function: integrin binding. Gene Ontology annotation, cellular component: focal adhesion; cell surface; integrin complex. Bases 494 to 5974 code for a protein of 1826 amino acids. Lineage: Eukaryota; Metazoa; Chordata; Actinopteri; Cypriniformes; Cyprinidae. Gene Ontology annotation, biological process: cell communication; cell migration; cell-matrix adhesion. The record is from RefSeq and is a predicted model, not a curated record.